Molecule: messenger RNA, 1254 nt
Organism: Notolabrus celidotus (New Zealand spotty)
Lineage: Eukaryota; Metazoa; Chordata; Actinopteri; Labriformes; Labridae
Gene: rwdd4
Product: RWD domain containing 4
Exons: 8
Coding region: 182-736 (184 amino acids)
Molecular function (GO): protein binding
Source: RefSeq, a predicted model, not a curated record
AUAGGCUACUAACUGCGCAUGCGUGUGUUAUCAUGGUAGCUUUGGAUGUUCCAGCUGGGGAAGUUGUGAGAAUAUCAACGUAGCAAAGUUUUAGUGGCACAAAUGGGUCUUUAACGCUAAAGUGAUUAUACUUUAGAAACUCUUCACAGAGAGUUCAUAACACACACAGUGAAGGAGAAUCAUGACAGCGAACGAGGAUCAAGAGAUGGAGCUGGAGGCUCUUCGCUCCAUCUAUGAGGGGGACGAGUGUUUCAAGGAGAUCGGCCCUGUCUCCUUUCAAUUCAGGAUAGGAGACCUCGAGGACACAAAAGCCUUUCUAAUGGACGUCACAUGGACGGAGACUUACCCUGAGACGUCCCCACAAAUAUCCUUAGAUGCCUUUUUCAACAACAGAAUCUCUGCAGAGACGAAGCAGCUCAUCCUGUCCAAGCUGGAGGAGCAGGUGGAGGCGAACCUGGGCACUGCCAUGAUGUACACUCUGUUUGAGUGGGCCAAGGAGAACCAGGAGGUUCUGAUGGAGAACCACAAACCUGUCACUGCGACGUUGAUAUCCAGCGGUGACGGCUCGUCUGAUGCCUCCACGGCCAAGAAGAAGGAGAGGAAGGAGCAGCUGACCAAAGCUCAGAAGAGGAGGAUCAUCAACAGGACAGAUCACAAAGGUGAACUGCCAAGAGGUUGGAACUGGGUGGAUGUGAUUAAACAUUUGAGUAAAACAGGAGGAAAAGACGACGAGUAGCUCUGACGGCUGUGACCUGCUGCUGCAUGAUGGACUGGACUUUGUGCAGCCCGUUGACGCUGCAGCUCCGUCUUGACGCCUUCACUUCCUUCAACAUUAACACUCAACAUGUCCGCUCCCACCCUGAGGAGAGAAGCAGACAUCACUGGAGGACCUCUCUGUUUCUGUGUGAAGAUGAGAACUUGUCACCACGUUCUCCGUUACAGAACCGCUCAGUCAUCCUCAGGGUGGAGUGUGUCUGAGAGACUUGCUGUCACUGCCGUGUUUUCAGGCCCGCUGCCCGGCUGCAGAGCUGUGAAUGUCAGCUGAUGUUUUAGUAAAGGAUGUGUCAAAGUGUCAGGUAGCUUCCUGCUGUUACUUUAAGGUAUCAUGUGAAAGCAGAGGAAUUUUUAAAACACACAAAAUGUUACAACUUUCACCCGAUUCUUAUUUUGGCAAAUGUUUGAUUUAAUGUAAAAAUGACAAAAAAAAACCACAACAUUUUUAUAUUGAAAUAAAAACAGAUUGGGGCCAAAGAU